AUGCCUUCAGAGAGUUCUACCAAACACGUAGCCUAUGCCACAAACAAACCCCAAAUGUCCACUUUUGUCACUGAGGUAGUUUUGACAACAUACAAGUGUUUUAUUUUUUCUUAUUUAACUGCAGAGAUCGGAAGGGUCUGGGGACUUACUCCUAGUUUUGUGGAUCAUGAGAGACUUGAGCAUGAUAGUCCUUUCAGGGCAUUGGGUCAGCACCCCAGUGGGAGACAGAUGGAUUUGGAGGGAUGGUCUGUAAUGCAAACAGAGGAAAAUGGGCACAUGCAACGAGUUGCUCCAGUUCAAGCUGCAUCAAUGGGUUGGCCUGGUUUGCCAAGAGCCCCUUCAACACCAAUUGUAAAGAGAGUUGUUAGACUUGAUGUACCUGUGGAUAAAUAUCCAAAUUAUAACUUUGUUGGCCGAAUCUUAGGACCACGAGGAAACUCCCUAAAGAGAGUUGAAGCCAUGACAGAGUGUAGGGUGUACAUAAGAGGCAAGGGUUCUGUAAAGGAGGAGAAGCUGAAGGAUAAACCCGGAUACGAACAUCUUAAUGAGCCACUGCAUGUGCUGGUGGAGGUUGAAUUUCCCGAGGACAUGGUAAAUGCUCGUUUGGAGUAUGCGGUUGCAAUACUAGAAAACCUUCUGAAGCCUGUGGAUGAAUCCUUAGAUGGCUGUAAGAAACAGCAGCUUAGGGAGUUGGUUUUGCUGAAUGGUACCUUAAGGGAAGAGAGUCCGAGCAUGAGCCCUAGUAUGUCACCCUUUAACAGUACAGGAAUGAAGCGGGCGAAGACGGGAAGAUGACCAUGGAUAUAUGAUCAAUUGAAAUCAUGACCACCAUAACUUAGGGAGGCUGAGUUAGGAAGAUGUAAGUCAAACUGAGUUUUGGGCAAUCUCCAAUGAUCCCUGUUCUUCCAUGUAUCAUUCAUUUCCCCAUAAGGUUUGAUGUCUCUACUUCAUUAGUUAAAAUAACAUUCCCCCUAAUUAUUUUUAGCCACGUUUUUUUUUUGCUUCUGAUGUGCUCCAACAUUCUUUGUACUGACAAUCUUACAAUAUUUCAUGCAUAUUUCUACGUAUGCAUGAUCCCUUCGUUAUAAGAUACAAUCAUUGUAUU
Molecule: messenger RNA, 1105 nt
Organism: Hibiscus syriacus
Lineage: Eukaryota; Viridiplantae; Streptophyta; Magnoliopsida; Malvales; Malvaceae
Product: KH domain-containing protein At1g09660/At1g09670-like
Exons: 5
Coding region: 1-795 (264 amino acids)
Biological process (GO): regulation of mRNA splicing, via spliceosome
Cellular component (GO): nucleus
Molecular function (GO): mRNA binding
Source: RefSeq, a predicted model, not a curated record